Pochonia chlamydosporia 170 is the source of this 957-nucleotide messenger RNA. RefSeq names its product NAD(P)-binding protein. NCBI's taxonomy places the organism in Eukaryota, Fungi, Ascomycota, Sordariomycetes, Hypocreales, Clavicipitaceae. The record is from RefSeq and is a predicted model, not a curated record. The transcript is spliced from 2 exons. The coding region runs from base 1 to 957 and encodes 318 amino acids.
AUGAAUAACUUUGGCUUUGACACGGAGGGCCACGAGGUGGUCGCUGCCUUUGCCGAUGAAGUUAAAGGCAAAACGUUCCUCAUAACUGGACCGACGCCAGGAGGCAUUGGCGCCGAAACUGCUAUAUCCUUGGCUGCAGCUUCACCAUCCACAAUCAUCCUCAUAGGACGAUCCGCGGUGAAAGGUCAGAUCACCGUCGAUAAGAUCAAGCAAGCCAAUCCCUCCGUGAGGGUCAAGUUCGUCGAAGCAGAACUUUCCUCAAUGAAGAGCAUCCGGAAAGCAGCACAAACCAUCCUCGACGACAGCAGCAUCCCAGUUAUCCACGCAAUCAUCAACAACGCCGGCAUCAUGGUCCCGCCUUAUAGCGUCACGGAAGACGGUUUCGAGUCACAAUUCGCCACGAACCACUUAUCUCACUUUUUACUCGUGAACAAGCUUGUUCCAAAACUGGUUGCUGCUGGAAAUUCACGGGUCAUCAAUGUCUCUAGCGUGGGCAACAAAUACAGCGGUAUGAACUGGGAUGACGUCCACUUCAAGACAACUUACACGCCUCAAAAGGGAUAUUCGCAGUCAAAGACGGCCCAGAUUCUAUUCUCCGUAUCGCUGAACAAGAAAUUGGCUUCCAAGGGUGUGCGAUCGUUUGCUUUGGACCCUGGCAGCGUUCAAACUGGGUUGGCGAAAUAUAUUUCACUGGAGAUUGCGGAGGAUAUGGCUCAGAAGAUUGCUGGCAAGAGCCUUGAAGAAGCUAAGGCGUCUAGGAGAAAGACUGUGCCGCAGGGUUGCGCUACUACAUUGGUUGCUGCGCUGGAUCCUGCGCUUGGUGAUGGGGUGUAUUUGGCGGAUUGUAAGAUUACAAGUGACCCGACUUGUGUUAGUGCAUGGGCACUGGAUGAGGAGGAAGCUGAGCGUUGCUGGACACUUAGUGAAGAGUGUUUAGGAGAACGAUUUGUGUACUGA